ACAAAUGUCAUAUUCUAGCGAUAAAUUGAGAGGUCCUUGUGCCUCUUAUCUGCAAAAUUAAUAACAUUUUAUUCUUAAGACGAUGUUACAGAAAUCUCAUCCAGCUACAUAGUGUUAUUUUAGCUAUAGGCUAAGAAAUUUAUGCUAAGUUGGAACUGUGUGUGUUGGGGUGUGGGCACGGUGAUGGCGGCGCGGUGAUGGCGGACGAGGCGGGCGCCGACGUCGGCCAGAGCGACGCCGUGCUGCUGGCGCCGCUCACCGAGGACUCGUUCUUGCACAACCUGCACGUGCGUUACAAGCGGGACAUCAUCUAUACGUACGUGGGUAACGCGCUAGUGUCGGUGAAUCCGUGCCGCGCGCUGCCGCAGUACUCCGCCGAGCUGGUGCGCGCCUACCUCGCGCGCCCGCCCUACCAGCUGCCGCCGCACCUAUACGCGAUAACGGCAACCGCGUACCGCUGGGUGCGCGACCGCAACGAGAGCCAGUGCAUCGUGAUCACGGGCGAGAGCGGCGCGGGCAAGACGGAGGCGGCGCGCGUGUGCCUGCAGUGCGCGGUGGUGGCGGGCGCGGCGGCGGCGGCCGACAGCGGCGCCGCGCUGGCCGCCGCCGGCACGCUGCUCGAGGCCUUCGGCAACGCCGCCACGGCCAGGAAUCAUAACGCCAGUCGUUUUGGCAAGCUGCUGGACAUCGAGUUCGAUUUCAAGGGCGAGCCGGUGGGCGGACACAUAACGCACUACUUAUUGGAAAAGGAGCGAGCGAGUGGAGCAUUAGAGGGAGAGCGCAACUUCCAUGUGUUAUACCAGCUGCUGGCGGGGGCCGAGCCACAUUUGCUGAAGCGACUGAAACUCCAGCGCUCGUGGGAGCACUACGCGGUGCUGCGGGGCUGCGGCGCCGCGCCCGCGCCGGCGCCCUGCUCGCCGCGCCGCACGCCGCCCCCGCCGCCCCUGCCGCCCCCGCCCGGCGUCCGAGAGCACGCCGACAAGGACCACUUCCAGUUCACCAAGGCGGCGAUGGCGAGACUUGGGCUGAGCGCCAGCGAGUGCGGCGGCGUCCUACGUCUCCUGGCCUUCUUGUUGAAGCUGGGCAACGUGCAGUUCGAGCCCACCACCACCAUCGACGGGGCGCUCGCCACCCGCCUCCACCACGAGUACGAGUUGCGCGAGGCGUGCGCGCUGGUGGGCGUGGAGGCGGGCGCGCUGGCCGCCGCGCUGGGGGCUCCGCCGCCGGACGAGCCCGCCGACCACUCGCCCGAAUGCGAAACGGGCGAGGAGGAGAGCUCGAGCGCGAGCGGGUCGGGCUGCGCGCGCGGGCCGGGCCUGUGCUCGGGCUGCGGGGCCUGCGGCGGCGCCGCGGAGUGGGCGCGGGCGCGCCGCGACCGCCUGCUGCAGGCGCUGUACGCGCGGCUGUUUGCCUGGCUGCUGGCCCGGGUCAACGAGGCCAUCAAGCCCGCGGAGCCGGGCAAGCGUCGCUCCCUCGGCAUCCUCGACGUGUACGGCUUCGAGGCGCUCGCGCAGAACGGGCUCGAGCGCCUCCUCAUCAACUACGCGGCCGAGCGCCUCCAGGCGGCCGUCACCGGCGCCACCCUCAGGAGGGAGCAGGAGGAGUACGCGCGCGAGCAGCUCGCCUGGACGCCGCUGCCCUACCGCGACCACGAGCAGCACGCCGACCUGCUGGACGCGGGCCCGGACAGCGUGCUGGGCUGCCUGCGCGAGGCCGGCGCCGGCGACGCGGGCUUCAUGGCGCGCCUGCAGCGGCGGCGCCACCCGCACCUGCGGGUACUGCCGCCCGACCACUUCCAAGUGACCCACUUCGCGGGCCCCGUGGUGUACAGCGCGCGCGGCAUCGUGAGCAAGAACCGCGACGUGGUGUGCCGCCGCUGCUGCGCCGCGCUGGCGGCCGCGCGCGAGCCGCUGCUGGCGGCGCUGUUCCCGCCGGCGCCGCCACAGGCCGCCCCGAGAGGUUCCCCUCGUCGGCCGGCGGCGCUGGCGUGCCGGCAGCGGGCGCUGGUGGGCGCGCUGCUGCGGCGGCUGCCGGCGGCGCCGCGCCUGGUGCGCUGUCUGCGCGCCGACCCCGCGCUGCGCCCGCACCGGGUCGACACGGCGCUGCUGCGGCACCAGCUGCGGACCCAGGGCAUCAUGGACAUGGCGCUGCUGCGGCGCGCGGGCUGGUGCGAGUCGUGGUGCGCGCGCGGCGUGCUGGCGCGCUACGGGCUGCUGCGCCCGCGCAGGUGCCAGCAGCCCGACCAGCUCCACCACGACCAGCUCCACCACGACCAGCACCACCACGACCAGCACGCCGACCCCGUGCGCGCGGCCCGGGCGCUGCUGCGCGCGCUGCCCAUCCCCAGCGCGGAGUUCGCCUACGGGAGGACCAAGGUUUUCAUCCGGAGCCCAAGGACGGUCUGGGAGCUGGAAGCGCUACGGUCGGCGAGAGUAGAGGAGCUGAUCCGAGCGGCGCAGGCGGCGUGGCGGAGGCACCGGCAGCGGCGGCGUGCGCGCGCGCAGCGCGUCAUCGCGCGAGCGUGGCGCGCCCGCCGCGCGGCGCACCCGCAGCCCCGCCGGCCCGGCCUGCCCGUGCCCAGGGUCACGGGGGAAGAUUUCCCUCCAAUUGUUGUCUCAGGCGCCGCAGGGGCGGUGUGUUCGCGCGCCGCCGCCGCGGGCGUCGUGUGGCGCUGGUGGAGCACUUUGGCGCGGCGCCAGUACCUGCGCGGGCUGUGGCGGCGGCUGCCGGCGCGCCACCGCAGCCCGCUGUGCGCCGCCUGGCCCGCGCCGCCGCGCCCGGCGCUGCUCGCCCGCACCGACGCGCUGCUGAGGAGGCUGCACCACCGGUGGCGGUGCCAAGUCUACCGCCAGGCCUUCGAUCAGACGGCCAGGAACAGGAUGCGGGAGAAGGUUACGGCGUCGGUGCUGUUCAAGGAGCGCAAGGCGCGCUACGGCGCGUCGGUGGCGCACCCGUUCGUGGGCGACUACGUGCGCCUGCGCGCGUCGGGCGCCUGGCGCCGCGGCGCCGCCGCCAACACGCCGCACGACCGCUACGUCGUGUUCGCCGACGUCGUGGGCAAGGUGGCGCGUUCGUCAGGGCGCGUAGCUCGCUGCCUGGCCGUCCUGAGCACGGCGGCGCUGCUCCUGCUGGACGCGCGCUCGCUGCGCGUGAAGCGGCGCGUCCCGGCGCACGCCGUGUACCGGCUCUCGCUGUCGCCGCACGCCGACGACCUGCUGGUGGUGCACGUGCGCGCGGGCGAGGGCGCGUGGCGGCGGCGCGGCGACCUGGUGCUGCGGACCUGCCACGUGCUGGAGCUGGCCACCAAGCUGUUCCUCGUCGUGCAGAACGCCGUCGGCCAGACGCCGCACGUCAACAUCGCCUCCGAAUUCGAGGCGAACUUCGGUCAGCAGAUCGUGACGAUCUCGUUCCACCUGCUGGGCGGCGAGGGCGGCGCGCGGCUCGUGCGGCGCGGCAGCCGCAUGGACGUGCUGCUCUGAUGGA
Messenger RNA from Cydia amplana, 3483 nucleotides. Its product is annotated as unconventional myosin-Ib-like. NCBI's taxonomy places the organism in Eukaryota, Metazoa, Arthropoda, Insecta, Lepidoptera, Tortricidae. Gene Ontology annotation, molecular function: actin filament binding; ATP binding; microfilament motor activity. Bases 198 to 3479 code for a protein of 1093 amino acids. Gene Ontology annotation, biological process: actin filament organization; vesicle transport along actin filament. Gene Ontology annotation, cellular component: vesicle; myosin complex; actin cytoskeleton. The record is from RefSeq and is a predicted model, not a curated record. The transcript has 22 exons.